GCUGCGCUCGACUCUUCCUUCCAGGCGUCUCCGAACUUGCGAUCGCACAAGCUUCUACCUCGAAAUAGAGCCGAAAUCCCCUCUCCAACACCCACCGGACCUCCGCGCAAAGACUCUUCGCAAGGAGACGAGGACGAUCCCAUGUCUGAGGCAAGUAGUGCUACCUCUCUGCCGUCGAUUUCCACCGCCAAAGGGGCAGAGAACGGCUUACCUCCCACGCCACCCUCGAAUUCCCUUGAUGGAGAAGCUCCCGUCCCUCUCAGUCCUCCUCCGCACGCCGACAGUGUGGUCUCGUCAUUACUAUCGAAGAAAUCGUCUCUCAGCACGCCCGUGAAUAAUCGAAGCCCUCCCACUCCCGACCCCAGCCCCCCUCGAACCACCGAAUCCAUGAAGACCCCCGACACUUCCACGCGCCCGGAACGACCUCCAAUGCUGGCUUAUCCAUCUUCCCGCGCUGAAUCCUUCAUGACCGCAAAGGAAGAGCUAAACUCGUCCGAUAUAGACAGUGGGCUGAGUACGCCGCUGGGAGAUAGAUUAAGCAUGGUGGCUGAAGAGCGCGGUCUUGGGCUUGCAUUCGAACGCGAUGAUGGUGAUGUCACUCCGACCGCAGAGAUACAGGACCCGUUCGAGACGCCGAAUGAGAUCGGACCCACGGGCGAGGAGAACAAGGAUCCCUUGAGUGUGGAGGAGAUACCCGAUCGGGAAUGGGAUACGAAUCUAAUGAGAAAUGUCACCAUUCGCAGAAAACGUCGAGACUCGAAACCUUCUCCACAGAAGAAGGCGGAUCCCAUCGACACGGAAAUGCCAGAAUCCCCAUCCAAGCGGGCGUCCUGCAGGCGGACGUCGAGCCUGCGCGAGCGCGUGCAAGCAAGUAAGGGCAGCCCGCGAACGCCAUCUGUCGAAAAUUUUGCGCGCUCAAUUGGCUGGCCGACAGACGCUAGCAACGCGCCUGACGACCAAAAGCGCGAUGUGGAUACCAAACGGUUGUCAGUGUCGUCCACAACCUCAGCAGUCGUCGAAGCCAUGGUCAUCGUGACACCGCCCAGAAGGAGACAGACGCUGCGCCAUUCCGGCAAGAACUUGGCCUAUAGGCCGGUCUACGAGAGGGACGAACCGUCGGGGGAUCUUACUCAGUCGAAUCGAAACUCGAUGGUUUCCGAGGACACCCACCGGCUGGUACACAAGCGUGCUACUGUCCAGAGAAUCAGCACGCCUGCAUCCUCACUCCGCCACGCCAGCACGCCAAUUUCCUUCCGUCGGAACACGCCCAUAGAUAGUUCGGCUUUCACUCUGGCGCAUCAAGAGUCGGUGCGGAGGGUGUUACAGCCAGCAGCCGACAUCAUGAGUCGAUCGAACUCGGUGACUAGGAACCACCCACUAGAGAAAAGCUUUCAUAAACGCAUCUCCUCUGCGCCCGAGACCACGAGGAGAAUGGCAGCAUCUCCCGGUCCGCGGGCGUUUGUAGAAUUGUCAGCACCUGAGAGCCCCACGAGAGAUCGCAGUAUGGUGCAGCCCCCACGAGUCCGGCGAACGUCUCCGGCCAUCAGGACCCCAGGACCGGUCGAUGCUUCUCCUACGUCGCCAACAGCUGAGAGGAGGCUUCCAAAAUCGGCUCAGUAUUCUCCGAGUUACGAUAAGUCGCUUCCCGAGCUCCCAGCCGAGUCCGCUUCAAAGGCGAAAGAGGAGGUCCAACCAGCACCUGCGCCAGUAGUUGAGACUGACAGGACUCCCGUCACAUUCCAUGAUGCAGUAUCUGAGCAGCCUGCAGAAACCGAUGAUGCCCCCCGAGAGCGUCCAACGCAACGGCGAGGUUCGUCUGCGGAAAGAACGCCAACGGUCCGACGAGGAUCUCUGUCGACACGGGGGCGAUCCGAAGAGCGAAGACGCAGCACCCAUAGCCAGGAUCGAAGAUCUAACUCUGGCGAUACCCUCCUUCAUCCCAGCAUGGACCGCAUCCCCACGGAAGAACUUCCGCGCCACAGCUCGGAAUGGAACCAUGAUCACAGGCGGGUCAGUUUUGAUAGGUCGACAUCACGUGCGAGCGAUGAGCAUGCUAUGGCGCGACAUCUGUUUGCGCAGACCACGCCGUUCUCGCAAAUCUCGGAUACGCCCAUCGAAGUCAGCGAAGCAACCGCAGUCAGCAUUUUUCCGCACAACAACCAUUCCCUACUGGUCGUACAGCAACCGGCACGCUCGAGCCUGAUGCCCGGCGAGGAAGACGUACCCUACGAUACUAGAGUGCCGACUUCGGAUCCAAAGGCUUCUGAGGAAGCGUCUUCUGCACUUAUGCUUCGCGCAAACAGCCAGGACGCAGCGAUACCCGACCAACCGACCGUGACCGUAGAACCAUCUACUCCUCCGAUGAAGAUCAGCCUCCCUAGCCAUGUCGAUUCGCCGCUAAAGAAUCCGAGGGCCGCACCUGUCCCACCACAGAUCAACUUCAUACCUCCAACUCCUUUGGAUGAGGUCGAGGCCCUGCAGUUGCAGCCAGCGUCGUUACAGCCAGCGCCACCCGGCCCUCCCAAACGCUCUGAUUCCCACCCCCAGCGCCGUCUAUCCCUCAAAGAGCGCGCCCGUCGCUACUCAGAUAACUUCAUCUCGCCGCUCCUCGCGAGAGCCUCCAGCACUCGGGGACGUUACGUCAGCGAUCCGCACACCCACCAGAACCCGCGCGUGCCGACUGUCAACGACAUGGACGGCGCUCUCCAUCCCUUCUGGCGACCCCGCGGCUUCUGGGACGACUUCGACGAAAGCGAGUCCGAAAGUGACGACGACAUCCUCCCUCGAGGCGGCGACACUAGCGACGUUGAAGAUGAGCCUGAGCCGCAACCACCAAAGAAAGGAGCCGUCCUGAAGCGGAGGUUAACGAACGGUCUGAAAGGACCAGGAGGCUUCCUCAUCGGCAACUCCCUCGGCGUCGAGCGUCAUGGCUCCAACAGACGCCGUCCACGCAUCGACCUCCCAACCCGUCGCUUCUCCAACAAGACCCCCAAAGUCCUCAUCCAAGCACCCACCCUCCCAUCAGAACCACGCUCGCGCUCCCCACCACCACACCCCAACCGCGUAGAGAAGCGCAUAUCACGAAGCAGCCCACGCAACUCGUCCACGAGCAGCCUCGACCGCCCCCGCCGCACGAGCCGCCGCGACGCCUGGCGCGAUGGCAAGCGCAUCCCCGGCGUCCCGCGCCUCCAAGUCCAAUACAUCGGCUUCAGCGGCGUCAAGGACCGCAUCCGCGAGCGGCGCGCAGAGAAACGUCGGGAUGAACUGCGUCGCAGCAUCGGGACGAGGUAUUACGUU
Aaosphaeria arxii CBS 175.79 is the source of this 3297-nucleotide messenger RNA. RefSeq lists its product as uncharacterized. NCBI's taxonomy places the organism in Eukaryota, Fungi, Ascomycota, Dothideomycetes, Pleosporales. The transcript has a single exon. The annotation marks the transcript as partial. The record is from RefSeq and is a predicted model, not a curated record.